Emericellopsis atlantica is the source of this 1299-nucleotide messenger RNA. RefSeq lists its product as uncharacterized. Gene Ontology annotation, biological process: phosphatidylethanolamine biosynthetic process. Gene Ontology annotation, molecular function: ethanolamine-phosphate cytidylyltransferase activity. The coding region runs from base 1 to 1299 and encodes 432 amino acids. Lineage: Eukaryota; Fungi; Ascomycota; Sordariomycetes; Hypocreales; Bionectriaceae. The record is from RefSeq and is a predicted model, not a curated record. Gene Ontology annotation, cellular component: cytoplasm. The transcript has 4 exons.
AUGACGACACAUCCUCUCGAAGGCCAGGUCCAAGGCGACCCUGAGCCAGAGCUCCUCGACGGCCGCAUGUGGGUUGAUGGCUGCUUUGACUUCUUCCACCACGGACACGCAGGUGCCAUCUUCCAAGCGAGACAGCAGUGCAGCGAGCUCUACGCUGGUGUGCAUUCGGACGAAGCCAUCCUCGCGAACAAGGGUCCCACAGUGAUGAACCUUGACGAGCGUGUUGCUGCCACCGACGCCUGCCGCUGGGUGACCAAGUCCAUCCCAUACGCGCCCUACGUCACCUCCCUUCCCUUCAUCUCCCACUACGGCUGCCGCUACGUCGUGCACGGUGACGAUAUCACGUCCGACUCGGACGGGAACGACUGCUAUCGUUUUGUCAAGGAAGCCGGGCGUUUCAAGGUUGUCAAGCGCAGUCCAGGGAUCUCCACGACUGAUCUCGUGGGGCGGAUGCUGUUGUGUACAAAAAGCCACUUUAUAAAGAACAUGGAAGAUCUUCUGGCAGGGACUGAGGGUGACGGCUCGGCGGAGGGGCGGAUGGAACUGGGAGACAGCAUGCACAGCAGGAUAAAGUGCUACGCAUCCGACGAGACGGCGUUGGCACCAGGGGUGGCCGUGUGGUUUUGGCGCUCGACGGAGCAGGCCACGUUGGAGGGCAGUGGACCAGGCAAGUUCAGCCAGGUCAAGGGGAUACAAGGGAAACCUGUCCAGCCGGGGCAAAGGAUUGUCUACGUUGAUGGAGGAUUCGAUCUCUUCUCCAGCGGACACAUCGAGUUCCUGAGACAGGUCGCUCUCAAAGAGGAGGAGCUUUCCAAGGGAGGGCCGCCAUCGUACAUCGUGGUGGGCAUUCACGAGGACAGUGUCAUCAACGAGUGGAAGGGAGUUAACUACCCCAUCAUGAACAUCUUUGAGAGAGGACUCUGUGUCUUGCAGUGCAAGUACAUUCACGCCGUCGUCUUUGGCGCACCUGCCAGCCCUUCACGAGCCUACCUCGAGAGCCUGCCCGCUGGGACGCCUGUCGCCGUCUACCAUGGCCCGACUGCCUACAUGCCGCUCACCUACGACCCGUACAAGGCGCCCAAGGAAAUGGGCAUCUACGAGGAGAUUGGCUCCCACGCUUUCCAGCACGUGAACGCCGGGGAGAUUGUGGAGCGGAUCAUGAAGAACAAGGAGAUGUACGAGGCACGGCAGCGGAAGAAGGGUGUCAAGGCUGGGUUGGAGGCCCAGGUCAGGGAGAGAGAGGUUCUGGAAGAGGAGCAGAGGAAGAAAGAGGCUGAGCGAUUGGCAGCAGCCAAUUGA